Messenger RNA from Peniophora sp. CBMAI 1063, 1221 nucleotides. The record is from the annotation of a GenBank genome assembly. Lineage: Eukaryota; Fungi; Basidiomycota; Agaricomycetes; Russulales; Peniophoraceae.
AUGUAUCCCACUCCGGCGGGCCCUCCGCCCGCCCAGAUGGCGCCACCGAUCUCGCCGCAACCACCACAGGGCCACCCCGAGUCUGUCAGCCAGCUGCUUGCCCGCGGAUAUACCCUUCCUUGCUCGACCGCGGCGCAGGCCUUCACACACAUGGUUCCGCCAUUGAACCGCUUUCCGGUGGCACUCGAAGUGCUACUACCCAUACUUGAAUCUUCACAGUCUGAGUCUUCCCACCGCAUCCUGGUUUCCUACAUCCUGUAUUCUAUGUACGCGCCGCACCCCAUCGGCAUUAAUCCCUUCAAGUCCGCAUUGUACGAUACUUUCAUCAAGGAACGCAAGCUGGCCAUUGAGAACCAAGACGCUAUCAACUCUGCUGAGCGCGAGCAGUUCGUGUGGGUACUCUGGAAGAUACUCCGCGGAGAUGGUCAAGAUCUCGGUCCGUUCUCGCCCAGCCAGUUCGUUCGCUCGGCCCUUCCGUCGAAGCUCCGUCCUUCCAGCCUUGUGCUUGACGAAGACCAAUUCAAGGACGACUUCGCCGACUCGACUCGCGGUGAACUCCAGACUGAAGGACCGCAGCCGCCGGUGUCUGCCGAAGAGGAUGCCCAUGCCCAAAUCAUCUCACAGGGAGCAACACUUCUUUUGGCCGCGCGCGAGCGUGUAUUGACACUGUCCGAGAUGCGCAUUCUCGCCGGCGUGCUUCCUGACCUCACGACCCCGUCCAUCUUGACGUCUUACGACCUCUCGCGUGUUGUUGCUUUCAACCCAAACUUGGCGCAUCCACUCUUGGUUAGUGCACUGUCCAAAGGCGAAGAGAUUGCGGAGAACUGCAUCGAGGUACUCUCGAAUCUCCCGCCGACCAUGCCUUCGCUUGAUGUCAUUGGUCGACUUCUGCGCGAUAACACCGCUGUGCACGAUGCAGCCAACGGCAACACGACGAUCGCAGAUAUCGUACGUCUUGACGUACUCGGCCGCUUCGUGAGCAAUGCCGUACAGUGGCUUGAGGAGGCUGAGGCCGACGAACGCGCUGGUCUCGUUUCCGACGAUCGCUUUGCUCAAGGCGUCCAGAACCUAUGCCGUUUCUACAACUCGCUCAUCAAGCUCGGCAUUGUUGAUCCGACCUCAGACAUCGACUCUGCAGAAAUGAUUACCUUCACGUUGAGCCAUUCGCGCUUCGAGGAGGCGAACGCGCUCUACCGUGUCCUUGCCGCGGGCCGCUACUAA